Messenger RNA from Linnemannia hyalina, 1917 nucleotides. The record is from the annotation of a GenBank genome assembly. NCBI's taxonomy places the organism in Eukaryota, Fungi, Mortierellomycota, Mortierellomycetes, Mortierellales, Mortierellaceae.
AUGACCCUAGACGACCUCGACCUCGACGGCGACAACCAUAAUACACCUAAUAAGCCCCGCAUACAGGAAAGACAUACCAUUAGAGCACCAGCAUCCUCACCAACAUCCGCAUCGACAAUAUCAUCUCCAUCAUCAAACGACAUAGAGACGGAAGCACCAGCAGGAAGAGAAAAGACAUCUCGGUUCCUCGAUCCUACAAUCAUCCCUCCAGAGCAGAUCAAGCAGUAUAGAGCCCUAGCCAACACUAUCAACACCUCCAGCACCCUUCAAGAACACGAACACCUCAUCUCCGUCUACCGAUCCGUUGCCGAAGACCCUACACUCCUCCCACAACUGCAACCCAAGGAUUUCAUGCAAGCGAUGAACAGCUGCCGAGACAUGUACAGAGUCAUCCCGCGGAUGCGCCAGAUCCUCACCGACUUCGAAAAGUCUCGGCAACAGAACAACCAGCAGCAACUACUCAUCCCAGAGAUCUACGACAUCUUGCUCAGGGCCUUUGUCAAACUCUCGGAUUUCAGGAGCGCGACCAAUCUGAUCGAGGAAAUGAGGCGGAAAAAGGGGCUCCAGUUCGGGACAUCGACCUAUCACAUCAUGCUGGACCUCUGCAAGCAUGAGCGGAAUCUUGAGCAGGCAAGGAAGCUGUUGAAGGAGAUGCGGGACAACAAGGUCGAGAUUACCAGUGCAACCUAUCAGAUUAUGCUGUCGGUCUGUGGUCAAGCGAAGAAUCCACAGAUGGCGCGGGAGUACUUUGACGAGAUGCCACUGCUUGGAAUCGAUACCGACGUGAAACACUACAACGCCCUCAUGAAUGCCUAUGCUCAAGCCAAGAAGCUGGACGGUGCCAAGGAAGUUUUUGAGAUGAUGGAGGAGGACGGGAUCCCAGCCGACCAAUAUACCUAUGCUGCCUUGAUCAAGGCUCUUAAGCGUGCCCAUCGAACGCAAGAGCCUGCAGCUCUUAUCCAAACCCUGAGGGAGAGAGGAGUCAAGGCCAACGUCAAGAUUCUGUCUGCCUUGGGAAUGGACUCGAUUGAGAUCAUAAAGGAUUGCAAGGCCAAUAACGUCGAGAUGAGGGUCGGCGACUUCAACACCCUGAUCACCCGUGCCCUGCGCGGCAACCAGUUCGCCAAUGUUCCGAUCAUCAUGCAGGAAAUGCAAGAACGCGGGAUCCGACCGAACGUCAUCACCUUCACAGCCAUGAUUGACGCUAAUAUCAAGAUGAGCAAGUUCACAGAGGCAAGGGAGGUCUUUCGAGCAAUGGAACAGGCCAACAUCCAGCCGGACGUGAUCGCAUACUCGGCCAUGAUCGCGGGCGCGCUCUCCCACUCUACUGUCCAGGAAUCGAUCGAGAUCCUCAAGAACAUGAUCAGCGACGGGAUCCUCCCUAACCGCCACACUUUCAACUCUCUCCUGUCAGCAAGUGUGGGCGAGAUUGGAUCUGACGGAUUGAUGGUCAUCCGCGAGACCAUGGCCGCAUUGGGAGUCCAGCCCGACCGACGCUCGUUCAACGCCAUCAUGUCGUCGCAUGCACUGGAGGGAGAUAUGGACCAAGUCAGGAGGACUCUGGCAGACAUGCGGCGAUCCAGAAUCAAUCCGGAUGCCCUGACUUACUCGGUCAUGAUCUCUGGAUACCUUCAGAACGGCGACCUGCGCUACGCGAUGGAAUGGUACUACACGAUGCUCGAUGGCGGAUUUAAGCCAGCGCCCUUUAUGAUGAACAACCUGAUGUCGGCCCUCCAUGGAUCAGGACAAGGCACGCAGAUUCUGGUGCUAUGGCGUGAGAUGACCCAACUGGGAAUCCGCAAGAACGAGCGCUCCUACGAGAUCAUGUUUGACGUUUGCGACGAGUACAACUUUGACGAGCAGCGUCCUGCGAUUGAGGAGGAGUUCAAGGCCUAUCUUGCCCAUCGUCCUGAAUAA